UGUAUUUUGUAAAUAAACAGAGGCCCAUACUACUUUUUUUUCAGUUCCAUAUCUUUUUGUUGUUGAAAAGCUUAAUAUAAAAUCUAUAUUCAAUUUCACUACGUUUUCCAGCUAUAUUUAACGAGUUUUAAUCCACAUAUGUCCAACUGUUACCGUGUAAUAUCCAAGUGAGUUGGAAAAGGACGAUAGAUAUAUGCUGAUUCUCAAGAAAAUAAAGAUAGGAUACCUAUGUUGAAGAAACGGUAAAAAUAUAAAUAUAUACUUGGGUAGUGGAUGCGAUCAGAUUGAUCUACAUUUGACAUACAGAUUAGGGCAUACAACAAUCGGAAAAAUUUUAAGAAAAGUUUGCAUGGCUAUUUGGGAAUGUUUACUACCAGAAUCCUUUCCCGAGUUUACGGAAGAACGGUGGAAAACGGUUGCUGAUGGUUUUCAACAAUACUGCCAGUUUCCAAAUUGCUUGGGAGCUAUUGACGGGAAGCAUGUCAGACUUAGAAAACCAAAAAUGAGCGGGUCUCUCUUUUAUAAUUAUAAGCAUUUUUUUCCAUUGUUUUAUUGGCAAUUGCAGAUUCAAAUUACAACUUCAUAUACAUCGAUGUUGGAGAAUUUGGAAAGGAAUCUGACUAUAUUUCAACGGUCUUCUUUCAACAGAAAGCUCGAAGAAAAUACAUUGAAUAUUCCAAGACCACAACCUCUACCAGUGGUGGGAUUCUGUAACGCCAAAGCGAAGCGAAAACGUGACGAAACGACAGUUUUGCUCGGUUCGGUAUUCUGUAAAGGGAUUCGGCAAUAGUCGUGUUUGCCGAAGCAAAGAACGACCUCAUGACGAUAACGAAAAAUUUUAGGGUUCGUUCUCAUUACGAAAAGUCCGACGACGUUUUUGAUUGGUUUACUUUUACCACGUGACCAAGUCUUAAGCGUCAUAUUAUGACACUUGAAUGAUUUCGAUUUCGAGGUUAUAAUUUUGAAUGUUUUGCUUCACAAUAUCACAAUUCUUAAUAUUAAGUUUGAAAUUCAUUCUAUUAAUUAUUGAAAAAUUGCGUUAUGAAAGUUAUGAACGAUGGAGUAGGACAACUUUUAUGCGUGAAAGUGGAGUACCCAAUUGAUUCGAUAGAUAAGGUUCCUUUUUAAUUUCGAAAUAUCUUCAAGUGCUUUUCUCUAUUGAACGAGGUUCCAGUCAGAUUUUCUUCGAGUGCUUAAAAUUUGUUUUUUGUGAUAAUUAAGAAUAGCAUCAAGCUCUGAAGGUAAAUUUUAAACAAUAUAUUUUGUGAACACUACAAUCAAUAGCAUAACAAUUGCUGUUAUACUCUGGUUAUACAUUAUUUCUUAUUUGAAUUUGCAGAAUGGAUUCAGAGAAAAGAGCAGAAACCAAUCCGCUGCAGUGGUCAACAUUUCUGGAUUUCGCCGAAGUUAAUCCAGAAAUAUUAACGAAAAAAUUUCAAGGAAUUAAUGGCAGGAAGACAUAUGAAGAAAAAUGGGCUGAAAUAGUGACUACAUCGAAUAGUAUGGGUUACCAAAAUAAACCUGUAGCAAAAUGGCAAAAGGCUGUUGCGGAUUGGAGGUCCAAAGUUAAAGGGAAGGCAGCAUCCAUCAAAAAGGGGUUGUCUCAAACAGGUGGAGGUGGACCUUCAUGUGUACUGAAUGAGAAUGAGUUGAGACUACUGGCCAUAAUAGGCACAAUAGCUGUUAUAGGUGUAACAGAGGUUGAAAGAGGAAUUGUCCAAGAAGAAAUACCGACAACUUCUUCAAAUGAAGAGAAGGAAAAUAUUUCAUUAUCGCCACCGCCACUUAUGCCUCUAUUGAUGAGUGGUUGUGGCGAGAAAAGAGAAUUAUUGGAGGAUGGGCCAAAAAAAAUCGUCAAGAAAAAUAGGACAAUGGAAAAAAAAAACCACCAAAAAAUAUAAGAAGUUUGCAAAAUCUACAUGUAGAAAGCUUGCAAGCCAUGAAAGAAAUUUCGAAACACAUUGGAUCACUGGCAGAGAGCAUUAAACUUCUGGCGGAAUCGAAUUUAAGCUUAGUGGAACAAAUGAAAAAAAGAGACAAUUCAUGAUUGUAUAGGUAUAUAAAUAAAAUAAAUUAUUUUUCCAUG
This is a messenger RNA of Harmonia axyridis, 2086 nucleotides long. RefSeq lists its product as uncharacterized. The transcript has 4 exons. Bases 1341 to 1901 code for a protein of 186 amino acids. The record is from RefSeq and is a predicted model, not a curated record. Lineage: Eukaryota; Metazoa; Arthropoda; Insecta; Coleoptera; Coccinellidae.